This is a messenger RNA of Rotaria sp. Silwood2, 384 nucleotides long. The record is from the annotation of a GenBank genome assembly. NCBI's taxonomy places the organism in Eukaryota, Metazoa, Rotifera, Eurotatoria, Philodinida, Philodinidae.
AUGAUGCCAUCUUUACUUCAAUCUUACUACCUUCUGUAUGGUUGUUCCGCUGGUUUAUCUAGUAUAUUAUAUAUCCUAUUUCCAUCUGGAACAGUAAAAUAUUUUGGUGGUACUCCAUGCUCUUCCAAUCAAUUAUGGACACAAGUAGUAUCUGCUGGAGACUUACUUAUAUCUUACUUAUGCUAUGUCGGUUACAAAAGUUCGAAUUCUGAAUUACAAUUCGUUAUUAUUAGAGGAAUUAGUUUAUAUAGUUUAUUUCAUUUUGGCUUAUUUUUAUAUCACCAUGUAAGAGUACAGAAGCAUCCACAUGGUGGUUUACCUCUUUAUAUUGGUGGUUUGAUGUGUGCAAUAGGAGCUGUAUUUAAAUGGGGCAAUAUUCUCUAA